AUGUCUCCUUCUUCUAAUAUUACUGAAACUCCCACUCCCACCCACAACUCUUCAUCCACAACAACAGGCAAUGGAAAUACCAUUGAUUCCACACACCCCUUCUUUCUUCAUGCAUCUGAUGCACCAUGGAUGAUACUUGUCAACACACCUUUUGAUGGUCGAGGUUAUGCUGGAUGGAGCAGAUCUAUUUUGAUUUCACUUUCAGCCAAGAACAAGUUGUGUUUUAUUGAUGGAUCUUGCCCUAUGCCAACCCUAAUUGAUCCUACUUUUCAAACUUGGAGCAGAUGUAACCAUACGAUUACAUCAUGGUUGUUAAAUUCUCUGACCAAAGUGAUUGCUGACAGUAUCCUCUAUUCAAAAACAGCUAAGGAUCUAUGGUUGGAUCUGGAGCACAGACUUAUAGGUUUCCCAGUUGAUUUCAAAUUUACUAAAAGCAAGAAGAUGCAACAUACUGCAAAAGGAAAUUCAGCUGCUGCAAUAGAGGAUACAUGA
Messenger RNA from Nicotiana tabacum (common tobacco), 492 nucleotides. NCBI's taxonomy places the organism in Eukaryota, Viridiplantae, Streptophyta, Magnoliopsida, Solanales, Solanaceae. The record is from RefSeq and is a predicted model, not a curated record.